Molecule: messenger RNA, 576 nt
Organism: Anisakis simplex (herring worm)
Lineage: Eukaryota; Metazoa; Nematoda; Chromadorea; Rhabditida; Anisakidae
Source: the annotation of a GenBank genome assembly
CGUCAACAUCAAGAACUCAUCGACGCACUCUCGGAAAUUCUAAAAUCAGAAGAGGAAUUCAAUGCCAGACGUAAAGCAAUGGCAAAUCAGUCUUCUUCGUUGAACCAGUUAUAUCCAAUCCUACCUACUAGUGAUAGUUCGUACGCGACAAUGCCGUCGUCAUCGUGCACUGAGCGAAUCUACGAUGCCAUAUGGACACCGACAAAAGUGUCUGAUUAUCAAACCAACAACAUGGAGUUUCAGUCAGCACCAAGACAUACUGAGUUCAUGCCGACAGAUGAAAAUCAUCACGAGCAAUUGGUGAGACUCUCGUUUUCGCCACCUCAUCGUUCGGCAACUACGAGACGAUCUCGAGGCAAGAGAUCAAAGUUCAAUUGGAGUCGAUCACUUAGCAGAACGUCGGCUCGAUCAUCAGAAAAUCCAUCAGCUACACCUGUAAUGUCUUGUAAUGAGGCGACUAGCAAAUUGAGGCUCUCUAGUAGGGAUUCAAUGAAUUCGAGGCCGUCAGUGCCUCCUCCACCCCCACCUCCACCUCCACCGCCACAUUUUUCGUUGACACCACUGAUUUUCGAAUGA